GGUAAACAGAUUUUGUGUACAUGACUCAGUCGUAGCACACUUAUUCAGACUUUCACAUGAAAUUUGAAUCAAUAAACAACUUACUCUUAAAAUAAAAUGGAACAAACUUUAUUUGACCAAACGACAACAUUUAAUGAACUAUUUUCUAAUAAAGUUCCAGAAACCCAAAUUAAUUCUAGUGAAUUUCCCUUAAUCAUUGAAGAAAACCAACUUAUCAGUAAUUUAUCACGGUUGACAGAAAACCUAAUUUUAACCUCUGCAUCGGCGGUCAAUCCUGUUAUUCUAAGGGCACUUAAUAUUAAAUGUAUUAUAAAUAUUGCACCAGAACUUCCAGAUCCUCAGUAUGACGCCGACAAUAUAAUUUAUCACAAAAUUCCCAUUUUGGAUUCCGGAAUCUCAAGAAUACUGCCUUUCUUUCACGAGGUUGCAGAUUUGAUAAACGAAGUAGCUUCUUCUAAUGGACAAACUUUGGUUUAUUGUGUCGCAGGUGUUAGUCGAUCAGCUAGUAUUUGCAUUUCUUAUCUUAUGAAAUAUCAUCAAUUGUCGUUACUGGAAGCUUACAAUUAUGUAAAAAUAAAAAGACCCAGGAUUAAGCCAAAUUGUGGUUUUUUUAAACAACUUAUCGAGUAUGAAAAACAGUUAUAUUGUUGUAAUACAGUUGUAAUGGUAUUUAAUGAGUUUGUAAAAAUGUCAAUACCUAAUGUUUACGACAGUGAAUAUAGAUUUAUUAAUAAUUUAACCAAAAAAAGGAUAAUUCCCCGAAAUAAGAGAUAAUAAUACAAAUACCUGAAAAUGUUUGGAAUUUUUAUUCUUAUUUUCAGUUUAUAAUUAUAAUAUAAUUAUAACUUAUGUUCAUUGAUUGAAUUCUUUAAUAAUAACACAACUAAUGUGACGCGAGAGAGAGAAUAUACCAAUACGCGUCCAAGAAUCAAUUUUAUUUUUGUGCAUUUUAUAUCGCACCCGCUCUAAUUUGCAGAAGUAUUUUGAUAUUUAAUUUAAA
Messenger RNA from Brassicogethes aeneus, 1000 nucleotides. NCBI's taxonomy places the organism in Eukaryota, Metazoa, Arthropoda, Insecta, Coleoptera, Nitidulidae. The record is from the annotation of a GenBank genome assembly.